Messenger RNA from Lagenorhynchus albirostris (white-beaked dolphin), 3137 nucleotides. RefSeq names its product RAD18 E3 ubiquitin protein ligase (gene RAD18). Gene Ontology annotation, biological process: DNA damage tolerance; protein monoubiquitination. Bases 79 to 1581 code for a protein of 500 amino acids. The record is from RefSeq and is a predicted model, not a curated record. Gene Ontology annotation, molecular function: single-stranded DNA binding; ubiquitin protein ligase activity. Gene Ontology annotation, cellular component: Rad6-Rad18 complex; nucleus. The transcript has 14 exons. Lineage: Eukaryota; Metazoa; Chordata; Mammalia; Artiodactyla; Delphinidae.
AGCGCGGGGAAUUUCGAGUGGCAGUGGAGCGCUGGAGACCAGUGGGUCGCGGACCCUCCACCUUCUUUAGGGGAGGCCAUGGACUCCCUAGUAGAGCCCCGGUGGCCUCCGGGCCUGGCAGUCAUGAAGACAAUAGAUGAUUUGCUGCGCUGUGGAAUUUGCUUUGAAUAUUUCAACAUUGCAAUGAUGAUUCCUCAGUGUUCACAUAACUACUGUUCUCUUUGUAUAAGAAAAUUUCUGUCCUAUAAAACACAAUGUCCAACUUGCUGUGUGACAGUCACAGAGCCGGACCUGAAAAAUAACCGCGUAUUAGAUGAACUGGUAAAAAGCUUGAAUUUUGCACGGAAUCAUCUGUUGCAGUUUGCCUUAGAGUCACCACGCAUCUCUUCUGCUUCCUCUUCUUCAAAGAACCUUGCUGCCAAAGUGCACACUUCUGUAGCCUUCAGACGUUCAUUAAAGCAAGAAAGCAGGCUAAUGGAGAACUUCUUGAUUAGAGAAGCUGGUGGUUCUGUGUCAGAGUUGCUGAUAAAAGAGAAUGAAAGCAAAUUCAGCCCUCAAAAAGAGCUGAGCUCUUCUGCAAAGACCAGAGGGACACCUUCCGUAGAAAAGUCAGCUCCGGGUUUCUCAGAGGCUAGUGUUCCUGAGACACCCUCUACAUCGGCCUUGAAAGAAGUUACUAAAGUGGAUUGUCCUGUUUGUGGAGUUCAUAUUCCAGAAAAUCACAUUAACAAGCACUUGGACAGCUGUUUAUCACGUGAAGAGAAGAAAGAAAGCCUCAGAAGCUCUGUUCACAAGAGGAAGCCACUGCCUAAAACUGUAUAUAACUUGCUCUCAGAUAGAGAUUUAAAGAAAAAGCUAAAACAGCAUGGAUUAUCUGUUCAAGGAAACAAACAGCAGCUCAUUAAAAGGCACCAAGAAUUUGUACACAUGUACAAUGCCCAGUGUGAUGCUUUGCAUCCUAAAUCAGCUGCUGAAAUAGUUCAAGAAAUUGAAAAUAUGGAGAAGACUAGGAUGCGUCUUGAAGCUAGUAAACUCAACGAAAGCAUGAUGGUUUUUACAAAGGACCAAACAGAAAAGGAAAUAGAUGAAAUUCACAGUAACUAUCGUAUAAAACAUCAGAAUGAAUUUCAGCGUCUGGUGGAUCAAGCCAAAAAAGGAUAUAAGAAAACUGUUGGAAUGUCAAAAAAAAAAGUAAAAGAAGAAGAUGAAUCUACAGAAAAGCUAUUAUCUGUAUGCGUGGGACAGGAAGAUAAUAAAAUGAAAUUCUCAGAUAUACCCUCGGUAACAAACCACUUCCCUCAGUCAAAGCUGGACUCCCCAGGGAAACUAGAGCCUGACAGACCAGAUGAUUCUUCCAGUUGUACUGAUAUUCAAGAGGAAGCUCUUUCUUCACCAGAGUCAGAGUCAUGCAAUAGUUCCAGUUCAGACAUCAUAAGAGAUCUUCUAGAAGAAGAGGAAGCCUGGGAAGCAUCACAUAAAUAUGAUCUUCAAGACACAGAAAUAAGUCCCAGACAGAAUCGUCGCAUGAGGUCUGCUGAAAGUGCUGAGCUCGAGCCAAGAAAUAAGCGGAACAGGAAUUAGUGAAAAAAAAAAAAAAACCUUAGAAAGCAUCCUCACUUGGUCAGUUACCUCCUGCCCCUAAAACAUCUCUCUCUAAAAAUACUGGCAUCCACACAUUCACCAGCUUUGCAGAGGACAGAGACUUUUUGGCAAAAGGGUUUUGCUUGAUUUUGUUUCUAAAUUUCAGAAUGUCCUUAAGCCAUUCUCCUCUUCCAUGGAGAAGCCAACUUCAGAAAAGGAUCCUUUAACCCCUCUACCACAAGGAGUGGUUGAGGCAUUCAGAGCCACUGUGUUUCUGGAAAGGUAGAAUGUCCUAACUCAAGUCCUCCGUGAGCAUGAGCACGCGAGGCCUGGAGGCCGAUGCGCGUGUUACAGUUGUUUCAGGAUGGUUGUUGCCCGAGUUUCAUGUAGUUGUUAGUUAGACCUGUGUCUUACACUUUAUUUGGAGUACGAUGUUAGUACUGUAACCUAAAGGCACAAAACAGUAACUUUGAAACAUUAGGCACAUUCUUCAGAAAUGGCACUUACAAAUGAUUCUUUCGUCUUUUUUUCACUUGGGUAAAUCAAAUCUUUAACACUUUGAAUCCCAGCUAUUAAAUGGAAAGAAUGCAAUAAAUGAAUUUUGUCACUGAGUAGACUCUAUAUCAAUUUAAAAUAAAGUCCUUGAAACAAUCUCCUGUGAAUGGUUGAGUACAAGCUACAAAUCAUUGGAAAGGGUUGAUCAGAAAUUGUUCUCUCAAACAGAAAUAUAGAUCAAUGGAACAGGAUAGAAAGCCCAGAGAUAAACCCACGCACAUAUGGACACCUUAUCUUUGAUAAAGGAGGCAGGAAUGUACAGUGGAGAAAGGACAGCCUCUUCAAUAAGUGGUGCUGGGAAAACUGGACAGGUACAUGUAAAAGUAUGAGAUUAGAUCACUGCCUAACACCAUACACAAAAAUAAGCUCAAAAUGGAUUAAAGACCUAAAUGUAAGGCCAGAAACUAUCAAACUCUUAGAGGAAAACAUAGGCAGAACACUCUAUGACAUAAAUCACAGCAAGAUCCUUUUUGACCCACCUCCUAGAGUAAUGGGAAUAAAAACAAAAAUAAACAAAUGGGACCUAAUGAAACUUCAAAGCUUUUGCACAGCAAAGGAAACCAUAAACAAGACCAAAAGACAGCCCUCAGAAUGGGAGAAAAUAUUUGCAAAUGAAACAACUGACAAAGGAUUGAUCUCCAAAAUAUACAAGCAGCUCAUGCAGCUCAAUAACAAAAAAACAACCCAAUCCAAAAAUGGGCAGAAGACCUAAAUAGACAUUUCUCCAAAGAAGAUAUACAGACUGCCAACAAACACAUGAAAGAAUGCUCAACAUCAUUAAUCAUUAGAGAAAUGCAAAUCAAAACUACAAUGAGAUAUCAUCUCACACCAGUCAGAAUGGCCAUCAUCAAAAAAUCUGGAAACAAUAAAUGCUGGAGAGGGUGUGGAGAAAAGGGAACACUCUUGCACUGCUGGUGGGAAUGUGAGUUGGUACACCCGCUAUGGAGAACAGUAUGGAGGUUCCUUAAAAAACUACAAAUAACACUACCAUAUGACCCAGC